ACCACCCGCUGCUGUCAUCCCACCAUCCCACCACCCGACUCCGCACUUCCAUCGCUAGCGUUUGUUCUCAGUCAGUAGGCCAUGUAGACCGUUCUUGAGUACUUGGUUCGGUCAAAAUACUUUUCAAGCGUCCCGUCCCGUUUUGUUGGUCGUCGCGGGUGUGUUCUCCUCUUCACCGCCGGCUCAUUCAUCCACUCCGAAAGUGCUACACCGAAAUCAUAAUCAACAAGGAUCCGCUUGGUGGGGGUCGCGUCGCGGCUGCUGCCGCCGUGAAGUGCGAAUGGUGCCCAGCGUUGAUGAUAGCCCAAUCAACCAAUAAUAAUGGAUUGUGAAGGCGGUGCUCGCUCGGCUGGACGACAAAACUGUUUUCGCCGCCGGUAGCCAGGGCCAGUGUGCGUCGGGAUAUGGUUCUAGCUGGAUCGUUCGUUCGGGAGAAGUAGUUUCGUUUGUUUGCUCAAUCACGAAGAAGGGGGCAGUUGUUGGUGGAGUGAAAGUGUUGGGGUAUAGAUUAGAACCUGAAUCGAAAGUGAAAGUGAGGGGCUGUGUUCUUUGAGUGCCUUGGUCAACAUUAUCGUACCCGUUUCGGAGCAAUACACCGGAGUACGCUGCCGUCGAAACAGAAACCCGCGAAACGAUGAGCAGCUUCGUGGUGAACAACGUGGCCGGGGAGUCCGGCCGGAAGCUGCCACAGUACGUCGCCGGGCUGGCGGCCUCCGGUGGUGCUCUGGCGGCCGGUACCUUCCUCGGGUGGACAUCGCCGGCUGAAUACCCGCUGGUGCAGCAGCAGGAGUACGGCUUCCCGAUCAGUGCGGAGGAGUUCUCCUGGAUCGGAUCGACUGCCAAUUUGGGUGCUGCGCUGAUGUGUUUCCCGAUCGGAAUAAUGAUGAAGAUGAUUGGCCGGAAGUGGGCCAUGUUGACGAUGGUUCUACCGCUGCUGCUCGGAUGGUUGCUGAUCAUUUUCGCAAACAACGUAGGGAUGCUAAUUGCGGGACGGUUCUUCCUCGGUGUUGGAGGUGGCGCUUUCUGCAUUGCGGGGCCGACGUACACCGCUGAGAUAGCACAGGCGUCGAUUCGUGGCACAUUGGGAACGUUUUUCCAGCUACUCGUAACGAUUGGUAUUCUGUUCGUGUAUGCAGUCGGUGCCGGUGUUAGCGUUCAGGUGCUCAGCAUCAUCUGCGGUGUUAUUCCGAUUGCUUUUGGGUUGAUCUUCUUCUUCAUGCCCGAAAGUCCUCACUACUUUAUCGAAAAGAAUCGUGAUGACGACACGUCUAAGUCGCUUAAGUGGCUCCGUGGAAGUCGCUAUGAUGAACGGGCCGAAAUCGAAGAGUUGAAGGCGGACGACGCCAAAAUGCGGGAGGAAAAGAUUACCUUUGUCCAGAGUUUCCAGCAGCGGGCCACAGUGCGGGCGUUGAUCAUCGCUCUCGGCCUGAUGUUCUUCCAGCAGGUGUCGGGAAUCAACGCUGUCAUCUUCUACACAACAACCAUCUUCAAUGAUGCGAACACCGGACUGGAAGCGACUGCAGCUACGAUUAUCGUCGGUGUUAUCCAAGUGGUAGCCACCCUGCUGGCAACUUUCAUUGUCGAUAAAGCUGGUCGUCGGAUUUUGCUACUGAUUUCCGACUUUUUCAUGGCCGUUUCCACUAUUCUCCUCGCCGUGUACUUCCAACUCAAGGAAGAUGACGCAUCGCAGGUGGAAAACAUUGGCUGGCUCCCGGUGUUGGCGGUAUGUCUUUUCAUUGCCAUGUUCUCCAUCGGUUUUGGUCCGAUCGCGUGGCUCAUGAUCGGUGAACUGUUCGCCAAUAAUGUGAAGGCUUACGUCAGCCCACUGGCCGGAGCAUUCAACUGGUUGCUUUCGUUCCUUGUGACGAAAGUUUUCACCAAUCUACGGGAUGCGCUUGGAAUUGCCGGCGUAUUCUGGCUUUUCUCGGGCCUGUCGCUCCUCGGUACAGUGUUUGUGUUCUUCCUGGUGCCGGAAACGAAGGGUAUCUCGCUGGCGGAGAUCCAACGGAUGCUAUCAGGCGAAAAGGUUCGGCGGUCCAGCGGGCACAGCAAUCAGGGCAUGGAGGAAGACGAGAAAACUGCAUCCCAUUGAGAAGUGAGGUCUCCUACGAUGUUCCACUGCUGUUUGUUAUUUUGUAAAUAAUCUUCCUCGAGAGGCCAACUCUACUAGAUAUUGCUAAGCCAAAAGUAAUGAAGAGCAUUGCCUCAUCUGUCGAUGGCGAAAGGCCUUGCUUGCCGAUAUGCUUUAUCGAUUUUUUUUAAAUGUAACGAUAGUAAUUUAUCUGUAGUGAAAAAUGGUAUAUAAGUGAAGUGAAAGAGUUCGGAAGUACUCAUGAGAGACAUGAGUACCGGCAACAUAUCAGAUUAGAGUACGUAGAAAAUGCAACACAUAGUAGAUUCGAUUGCGAAUGUUACACUGUUAGUAAAAUGUCUUCAUCACAUUCGUAUAGAAACUUUGAAUGGUUUUAGAAUAAAUUUAAAACAGCUUG
Armigeres subalbatus is the source of this 2489-nucleotide messenger RNA. RefSeq names its product facilitated trehalose transporter Tret1 (gene nebu). The transcript is spliced from 4 exons. Gene Ontology annotation, biological process: transmembrane transport; carbohydrate transport. Lineage: Eukaryota; Metazoa; Arthropoda; Insecta; Diptera; Culicidae. The coding region runs from base 635 to 2092 and encodes 485 amino acids. Gene Ontology annotation, cellular component: membrane. Gene Ontology annotation, molecular function: sugar transmembrane transporter activity. The record is from RefSeq and is a predicted model, not a curated record.